AUGCUGACCUUGACCGUUGCCGCCAAGGCACCGUUCCUUGCGUACGCCUCGAUUAUCGCAGCCGGCUUUGUCCGGGCCGAAUCCGACGUUGCGGUGGCCCUCGAGUACGUCGACGACAAAUCCGCCAGUGCCUCUACAGACGUGUCUGCGGUCCUCACCGUGGACGGCCAGACCACGGCCGGCGAGCCCGAGAUUUUGCACGUGCUUGCCUCUUUGGUGCCGUCCAUUGCCGCCACUACCCAGCAGUCCGACGCGUGGGUGCAGUUUGCCCUGCACAAGUUGGCCAACAAGAACUUCAAGGCCUUGGCCUCCGACUUGGAGAAGUUGGACGCCCACUUGAACUUCCGCUCGUUCAUGCUCGGCCACCAGGUGUCGUUGGCCGACAUCGCCGUGUGGGGCGUCUUGCGCGCCAACGCGCUCAUGGGCUCCGUGCUCAAGAACGACGUGUACAUCAACAUCUCCAGAUGGUACAACUUCAUUGCCACGGACGCCAAGUUCGACGUGGCAGACCGCACCACCAAGGCCAUCAACGAGAUGAGAAAGCUGGCCAAGGCCGCCAAGGGCGAGAAGAAGGAGUCGCACAAGGCCAACUUCGCCAUCGACUUGCCCAACGCCGAGAUGGGCAAGGUGGUGACCCGGUUCCCCCCUGAGCCUUCGGGAUACUUGCACAUUGGGCACGUCAAGGCCGCCAUCUUGAACGAGUACUUUGCGCACGCGUACCAGGGCAAGUUGAUCAUCCGCUUCGACGACACCAACCCCUCCAAGGAGAAGACCGAGUUCCAGGACGCCAUCAUCGAGGACUUGGCUCUCAUGGGCAUCAAGGGCGACAAGGUCACGUUCUCGUCCAACUACUUCGACCAGAUGUACGACUUGGCCAUCCAGAUGAUCAAGGACGGCAACGCCUACUGCGACGACACUCCCAUGGAGACGAUGCGCGAGCAGAGAAUGGUGGGCGACGCGUCGGCCAGAAGAGAGCGCACCGUGGACGAGAACUUGCGCGUCUUCACGCAGGAGAUGAAGGCUGGCUCCGAGGACGGGCUCAAGAACUGCUUGAGGGCCAAGAUCGACUACACGAACCCCAACAAGGCCUUGAGAGACCCGGUCAUCUACAGAUGCAACCUCACCCCUCACCACAGAACCGGCACCCAGUGGAAGAUCUACCCCACCUACGACUUCUGUGUGCCCGUGGUGGACUCCAUCGAAGGCGUCACCCACUCCUUGAGAACCAACGAGUACCGCGACCGCAACCCGCAGUAUGACUGGAUCCAGAAGGUCUUGAAGUUGCGCCACGUCGACAUCUGGGACUUUGGAAGAGUCAACUUCAUGAGGACGUUGUUGUCCAAGCGGAAGUUGCAGUGGUUCGUGGACAAGGGAUACGUGGCCAACUGGGACGACCCAAGAUUCCCCACCGUGCGGGGUGUUAGAAGAAGAGGCAUGACUGUGGAGGGUUUGAGAAACUUCAUCCUUUCCCAGGGCCCCUCCAAGAACAUCAUCAACUUGGAGUGGUCUGCCAUCUGGGCCAUGAACAAGAAAAUCAUCGACCCAGUUGCCCCCAGACACACUGCCAUCGACGUCAAGGACGUGGUGCCCGUCACUAUUGCCAAGGGGCCUGAGUCUGUCGUCAGCGAGGACAAGCCCAAACACAAGAAGAACCCCGACGUCGGCUUGAAGAAGGUGUUGUUUUCCAGCAAGGUUUUGGUGGAGCAGGCGGACGCCGCCUCCUUCGCUGAAUCCGAGGAGGUUACCUUCAUGGACUGGGGCAAUGUCAUCAUCAAGAAGAUCCACAAAGAGGGCGAUGUUGUCAAGUCGAUUGACGCCGAGUUGCACUUGGAGGGUGACUUCCGGAAGACCGAGAAGAAGGUCACGUGGUUGGCCGACACCGAGGACAAGACCCAGGUUGAGUUGGUCGACUUUGACCACUUGAUCACCAAGGACAAGUUGGAGGAGACCGACAACUUCGAAGACUUUAUCACCCCGGUGACCGAGUUCAAGGGCGAGGCCUUCGCCGAUCUCAAUGUCAAGUCUUUGAAGAAGGGCGACGUCAUUCAGUUCGAGAGAAAGGGCUACUACAAGGUCGAGUCAGAUCUCUCGGAGGGCGACAAGAUGGUAUUCUACACCAUCCCAGACGGUAAGACCGCCCCCAAGAAGAAAUAA
Messenger RNA from Metschnikowia bicuspidata var. bicuspidata NRRL YB-4993, 2154 nucleotides. It is a transcript of the gene GUS1, whose product is annotated as glutamate--tRNA ligase. Gene Ontology annotation, biological process: glutamyl-tRNA aminoacylation; translation. Bases 1 to 2154 code for a protein of 717 amino acids. The transcript has a single exon. The record is from RefSeq and is a predicted model, not a curated record. Gene Ontology annotation, molecular function: glutamate-tRNA ligase activity; ATP binding. Gene Ontology annotation, cellular component: methionyl glutamyl tRNA synthetase complex; cytosol; cytoplasm. NCBI's taxonomy places the organism in Eukaryota, Fungi, Ascomycota, Pichiomycetes, Serinales, Metschnikowiaceae.